CCCAUCCUAAGGCUCUCUUGUUGUCAACCAAAAGUCUCCCUAAAAUCUCACAACCAUGAAGGAUGCACAACAAACUAGUGAGAGAAAUCGAAAAUUCAGCAAGCGGUUCACGAGAAGUAUUACAUUGACACGGGAAACUAUUGUAGGGCAUCAUUUUGCGGCUAAGUAAUGGCCGUGGCGCGCCUUCUCGGGCCACUGACUUUCUUGUGCAUUAUUCUCCUCUUGAUCACCCUAACACCUGAAAGGACUGAUGCGAUGUCCCAGUCCGAUGCUCUGCUCAAGCUGAAAAGAUCGUUCACGAAUACGAACAGCCUCGACUCCUGGUCGCCUAGCUCCGAUCCCUGUGAGAGGACAUGGGAAGGAAUCAUUUGCUACAAUGGAAUCGUUACGGGGCUUCGGCUGGGAGAAAUGAACCUAUCGGGGAAAAUCGAUGUCGAUGCCUUACUUGCAAUCCCGGGACUCAGGACCAUCAGUUUUGUCAACAACUCGUUCUCCGGUCCGAUUCCUGAGUUCAACCGUAUGGGUACAUUGAAGGCCAUUUACCUAUCGGAUAACCAGUUCUCCGGAGAGAUAGCGGGGGAUUACUUCGCGAAAAUGGGAUCGUUGAAGAAGCUCUGGCUAUCUGAGAACCAAUUUACCGGGAAUAUCCCCUCAUCGAUAUCGCAACUGUCACAUCUCAUUGAGUUGCAUCUCGAGAACAAUCAAUUCAGUGGCGAAAUACCAUCUAUCGACAUACCAACAUUGACGUCCCUCAAUGUGUCCAACAACAAACUCAAAGGAGAAAUUCCUCCAAGUCUCUCAAAGUUUGACGAGAGUUCAUUCGCUGGGAAUGCCGGCCUUUGCGGAGGAAAGCUAGGCCAAGAGUGUCCUAAGGAAGCUGAGGUGCCUAUGCCACCGAACGGCAAUCAAGGGUCCGGUAGCAAUGACACUUCGAGCAACAAUCAAGGCACUGACAGUGGAGGAAGCCAUAAGAGUAGCUCCAAGAUUAUCAUUGCGGUAGUCAUAGUACUGGUGCUGAUUUUGAUUGUUGCAAUAUUCGUGAUCCUCAGGAUGCAAAGAAGGGGAAAGGUGGAAGAGGCCAACUUCGACGUGCUAGCCAAGGAAAGUGCCGAUGAACCGCCCAUUCAGAGAAUCACAUCGGGAUCCAACAGGAAGGAAAUGGAACUACCUAAAAAAGGCAGCCUGAGCAACUUGAGCCGCAAGGGAUCCAACAGUCAGUCAAGGGGAUCGGUGAGCGUAGAUCUCGUUCUGUUGAACAGAGAGAGAGGGAACUUCGGAAUGGCGGAUUUGAUGAAGGCUGCGGCAGAAGUGCUUGGAAACGGGGGACUGGGGUCGUCGUACAAGGCCGUGAUGUCUAAUGGGCUUACCGUGGUGGUGAAGAGAAUAAGAGAGAUGAAUGGGAAGGAAAAAGAUGAGUUUGACAUGGAGAUGAGAAAGCUUGGGAAGCUACGGAACCCGAACAUCUUAGCGCCUCUGGCUUAUCAUUACAGGAGGGAUGAGAAACUACUGGUUUGUGAAUACGUUCCGAAAGGCAGCUUGCUUUACUUAUUACACGGUGAUCGUGGACCUUCCCAUGCCGCUCUUGAUUGGCUGACGCGCUUGAAGAUCAUCAAGGGAAUCUCCAGAGGAAUCGGUGUCAUACACAACGAACUUGCUUCUUCAGACUUGCCCCACGGCAAUCUUAAGUCGAGCAAUGUACUUCUUGGAACCGAUAAUGAGCCUUUACUUGCAGAUUAUGGAUUUAAGCAAUUGCUCAACACGUCCAAUGCCCUACAAUCACUAUUCGCAUACAAGGCCCCUGAAGCUGCACAGUAUGGGAUGAUAUCUCCCAAAUGCGACGUUUACUGCCUUGGAAUCAUAAUUCUGGAAAUCCUUACGGGGAAAUUCCCAUCACAAUACUUGCAUAACGGCAAGGGUGGGACUGAUGUGGUUGAAUGGGUGAUAGCUGCAAUCUCCGAGGGAAGAGAAGCCAAACUGUUUGACCCCGAGAUCACAAGCUCGACGAAUUGCUUUAACGAGAUGGAGAAGCUACUUCACAUUGGCGCAGCUUGCACGGAAACUAACCCUGAGCUACGGUUAGACAUGAAAGAAGCCACCCAAAGGAUAGAAGAGAUACAAAUCGAGGGGAACCACGACGUGAGAGCAAUUCAGGUUUUUCCAUCGCUUCGAGAUGGAUAUGCCGACAGUCCCACCAGAUCGGCUGAAUUACACAACCCAUCGGCCCGCCGAGAAGAUGAUAGUUUCGUGUUCCCUAUAUCAUAACUUACUAGUGAUAGCUAUUAAGGAUCUCGUUCCCAAUAGGCUUUUAGAGAUCAGAACUACUUAUUUUGUUUUCCAUGGAGUUUAAAGCAUUAGAAAUGAGUUGUUUCGGGACAAUAUUGAAAUGUUAAUGCUUUCGAGAGCAGAGAGGGCGCACAAGAUUGUAAAGAUUCUUGUGCUGAAGUACAUAUUAUAAGCUGUGAGAUAAAUCAUGUACAUUGUGAAACCGUGCUGCUUCUAACAUACUACUAGUUUCC
Molecule: messenger RNA, 2516 nt
Organism: Punica granatum (pomegranate)
Lineage: Eukaryota; Viridiplantae; Streptophyta; Magnoliopsida; Myrtales; Lythraceae
Source: RefSeq, a predicted model, not a curated record